ACCCGAUGGGACGAGGGCCGAGAUGUGGCGAAACGAUUGGCGGAUGUCAUCGCUAAAUAGUUCGUGUAGGCAAACGGGCCCCGAGAAAAGAAACCCGAUGGGAUGAGUAAGAUUGGUGGAUGUCAUCGCUAAACAGUUCGUGUCAGCGUGUCGGCGAACGGGCCUUUAAUAAAAACGAUGGGAGUGCCGAACUUUUGAGAUCUUCCUAAAAUUUUAUCCUCAACAGUUCGUGUAAACGAGCGGGCUUCUCUGAGCAGUUCGUGUAGACUGAGCUGGCUUCCCUAAACGGUUCGUGUAAACGAGCGGGCUUCCAUUUCUCCAUUUCGCAGUCGAGACGGCCGUUAGACCGCUAACCAAUGAAAAAGCGCCGGAAAUCACCGGCCCCCGAAAAAGUAGACAAGAGAUUCAAACGCACACACGCACUAAAAAUAAUCAACAACGCAAAGCUAAAAAACAACUAUAACUUUAUUGAAACCGUAGAGGUGAGCUCCCUGUGAACGAGACAAGGAUUUUGGGUUCGCCGAGGCCGCGUAACGAAUGAAUUUGGCUGAAAUAUAUAUUUUUUUUUACUGUGUUGGAUGUAAUCUUGAAAUUGACACGCGGUCGCGUUUUCCCGGGCGAACUUCGGUUACCUAGGAGCGCUGAAUUUAUAAUUUCAAAAAGUUUCUCGUAGCGGAAACAGUGAACUUCACUUAAAAAUGAGACGUAAGAUGUUAAUAUUUUUUCUCGCUUAUAUAUCUACCACAGUUAUUGUGCUUUAUAAAUUACAAAUCCAAGCGAUGAAUGUCGCAAGGAAAACCGUUAUUGUCGAGAAAGAGUUUUUAAGUGCCGAAAAAGGCAUUUACAAAAAACAGCGAGUGAAGGGUUCGGAUGUAAAUGUAGAGACAAAGCUUGUACUUCUGUAUACACCGAUUUUCGGUCGAAUGCCGUGGAAGGGGAUGAAAGACACGUACGAUUUCAUACAUUGGGAUGAUAAACUGUGUCCUGUGUCCAACUGCCGGAUUUCUUACAACAAGUCCGAUCUGCCGCAAGCCAAUGCAGUUAUUUUUCAUGGAAGAGAUAUGCUCACGAUGACACAAAUGAAACAAAUUCUACCAAGCAGAACUCCCACUCAAAGAUGGGUAUACUUUAUGCAUGAAAACCCACAUUAUACGUACUACGACCCAGCUAUCUAUAACGGGCUGUUCAACUGGACGAUGACUUACCGAAGAGAUUCGGACUUUUUUGUUCCGUAUAAUUACUAUAGUCGAUUAAAACCCGAAGACAUGUCGAAUUCGGAACGGAAUUACGCCGAGGGGAAGCACAAGCUCGUAUCAUGGAUGGUUAGUCACUGUGGAGAGCUUCGGGAGACAGUCGUGCGCGAACUGUUGAAAUACAUCCAAGUCGAUGUGUAUGGUCCAUGUGGGAGAAAAUUUAACCAGUCACAUCACUGCGACAAGGCGUCGGGUAACUGCUGGAGGAUUAAAAAUCAAUACAAAUUCUACUUGGCUUUCGAAAAUAAAAACUGCGUUGACUACGUCACGGAAAAAUACUGGUACACACUACUUGAGUCGACCGCUGUCCCCAUAGUCCUUGGAGGAUCAAAUUACGAUUCAAAGGUCGCUAUACCCGGGUCUUUUAUCAAUAUACUGGAUUUUUCCUCGGUCCAAGCUCUAGCUGAGUAUUUAGAUUACCUAGAUCGUAAUGAUACGGCGUAUAAUGAGUAUUUUCGUUGGAGGAGGCAUUUCAAGGUUAAAGUCUCGGAGCCGUGGACAUGUCAAAUGUGCGCGAAGCUGAACGAUCCGUCUUCACCUGUGAAAGUCUAUAAUCAUUUGGGAAAAUUCUGGGGCAUAAACGAAUCGUGCAGUACUAAAGGAAUAAAGCGACUAUUGCGCGCCGAUACAAGCGCGAAUCUAACAAAAAGACUCAAGUAAAUAACUCACACAAUCACCCAAAAGGUAUAAUAUUAUAUGAAUGACGACAAAUUUUAGAUUUGGAAAUGUUGAUUUCCUUGUAUAUUUAACUUAAAAGGUACAGUCAAAAUAAAGUAACUUUAAAUAAAA
Molecule: messenger RNA, 2042 nt
Organism: Nematostella vectensis (starlet sea anemone)
Lineage: Eukaryota; Metazoa; Cnidaria; Anthozoa; Actiniaria; Edwardsiidae
Product: alpha-(1,3)-fucosyltransferase C
Exons: 1
Coding region: 699-1913 (404 amino acids)
Cellular component (GO): membrane
Molecular function (GO): alpha-(1->3)-fucosyltransferase activity
Source: RefSeq, a predicted model, not a curated record